Exaiptasia diaphana is the source of this 1534-nucleotide messenger RNA. RefSeq lists its product as uncharacterized. The coding region runs from base 44 to 1156 and encodes 370 amino acids. The transcript has 8 exons. Lineage: Eukaryota; Metazoa; Cnidaria; Anthozoa; Actiniaria; Aiptasiidae. The record is from RefSeq and is a predicted model, not a curated record. Gene Ontology annotation, cellular component: nucleus. Gene Ontology annotation, molecular function: protein binding.
CAAAUAAGUUAUUCUUGUUGUAGCUGGUGGAACGUUAUCAACAAUGACUUCCCAGGUUCCUAAAUGGUUAAUGUUCUUCAAAGAUGCUGGAAUACCGGCUUCAGUCGCGAGCAACUAUGCUAUUKCCUUCUGUGAUCAUAGAAUACAGGAUGAUAUGUUGGCUGAUCUGACAAAGGAAAUUCUACGUGAUAUUGGAGUUACUGUAAUGGGUGACAUUAUUGCAAUAUUGCGACAUGCAAAACAGGUCCAUGCACAGGCUGAGAGAGAAAAAGCUGCCAAUGCUUUGGCAAUGAUUGAAGAACAAGAURCUGCAUCAGGAACAGAAACACCAACAAAAAAAUCCACAGCUGCAAGUCGAAUGGUUGACCAUUGGAUUAACAACCAAAGGAUGAGUAGUGGGACAAGAAGCCCUGUGUCUGGUACUGAAUCUCCAGUUCGUACCUCAGCAAAGAAAAGAUUAACAAUCAAAGCCAACGUAUCAGAACAUGAACCAAAAGCAAAAGUAGCAAGUUUGUCUGAUAGAUUUACAAUUAAAACCAUCCAACAGGCAACAGCAGUAUCAAAAAAGAAAACAUCUCCUAAGGUUCAGAAGAUAAGCGUGCACUUACCAAAUACUAACAAGAAAUUAUCUACCAAAACAAAGCAAACUGUGACAGUCCAACAGAAAAAAACAGCAACUACAACAACUCCAAAGGUGAAAGUUGACAAAAAGAAAUCAGUUUUUGAUCGACUUGGCGAAGAGCAACAGACGACAUCAAAACCUGAAGUCCAUCCACCAUCUUUAAAGCCUCUAAAAACAAGUGCUGUGACUUUGAAAACAGCAAAGACAAAAACACCUGCUGUAUCUUCGUCUUUACCCAUGUCAGUGUUUAGUCGCCUUGGCAACAUGUCUGAAGUAUCACCAGCACAACAAAAAGUAACCRUUCAAGCUGUCCUUCCUUCAAAACGGCCAACGGGAAUUUCAGUUGAUGAUGAUGAUGAUGAUUCAGAUGAUGGCAUUGAUUAUACAACUCAUAGCGUAUUGAGACCUCCAAGAACUAAACAAACUGUGAAAGUUAAACCUGUUAAACCGGUCAAACCAGUAAAGAGGACAGUGGGAGUAGUAUCUAAGGAAAUCAGCAGUGGAAAAUCUGUAUUUUCAAGGCUUGGACCUUGAAAUAAGAUAGAUCCAAAUUUUAGUGGAUGCAGUUUCAUAAAUCAAUUUCUGCCUCAGACAAAAUAUAGUUUAUUUUAGCAAGAAAAGUACAGUUAAUCUUGUUAGAGUUCAUUUUUAAUAUAGUGGAGUUUGGCUUUAACAGUAGAAGCUGUAAUUUAGCCAUUUUACCUUUUUAUCAGUAGAACGAGAUUGUGCAGUCAAUGUACUUUAUACUUGACAAUAAAGUUAUAACUACAGAUUUAGCAUUCAUGCAUUAUCAACUUUGACUUUGAACAAGGUACCAUGGUCCCCUAGCACUCAACAAUGCAGUCAUGGUUGAGAUAUUUCAUUUCCAUCCGUCAGUUUUAAUAUAGAAUAAAGGAAUAAGAAAUACAUGUA